UUAUCUUCCCCCUGCCGGUGUACCUGAAUGGCGUGGAAACUACAGCGGACACAAUCGUAGCAAAACAGUGAAGAAAUAAUCUAUAAAUCUUCAUUAAAUAAUAAUAUGACCUUUGUUAAGUAGUAGUAGUUGCCAUGGGAAGAGAGGAGGGCAGUAAAGCUGAUUCGGCGGAGAGUUUCCACCCGAGUGAUGAGGAAAUAGAGACGUGGAUGGCCAGCGCUUUCGACAUGGCCAAAGAUGCUCUGGAGAAUGGCGAGGUGCCGGUUGGAUGUCUGAUGGUCUACAAUGAUGAAGUUGUGGGGAAAGGACGGAACGAAGUCAAUGAAACCAAAAAUGCGACUCGCCACGCUGAGAUGGUGGCCCUGGACCAGCUCCUGGACUGGUGUCGCCGCAGCAGCCUGGAUGUGAGCAGCGUGUGCCAGCGAACGGCCCUGUACGUCACCGUAGAGCCAUGCAUCAUGUGUGCUGCAGCCCUGCGCCUCCUCUAUAUCCCAGUGGUCGUGUACGGCUGCAGCAACGAGCGGUUUGGAGGCUGCGGUUCAGUUCUAGACGUUUCCUCUGAAAACUUACCUCAGACCGGGACAACGUUCAAGUGUGUUUCAGGUCACAGAGCAGAAGAAGCUGUAGAGAUGCUGAAGACUUUCUACAAACAGGAGAAUCCAAAUGCCCCGAAACCCAAAACGAGGAAAGACUGAGCUUUCACAGACAAACCAGCUGCAGAUUCAGUUUUUAUUUUCCUUGUAUUACUUUUAUAUUACAUAUUUUUAUUUUAUUUUAUUUAUAAAUGCCAUUAUCAAAAAAAA
This is a messenger RNA of Micropterus salmoides (largemouth bass), 803 nucleotides long. It is a transcript of the gene adat2, whose product is annotated as adenosine deaminase tRNA specific 2. Bases 135 to 695 code for a protein of 186 amino acids. The transcript is spliced from 6 exons. Gene Ontology annotation, molecular function: zinc ion binding; tRNA-specific adenosine-34 deaminase activity. The record is from RefSeq and is a predicted model, not a curated record. Gene Ontology annotation, biological process: tRNA wobble adenosine to inosine editing. Lineage: Eukaryota; Metazoa; Chordata; Actinopteri; Centrarchiformes; Centrarchidae. Gene Ontology annotation, cellular component: cytoplasm; nucleus.